AUGGCAGAGCAGAUCGGCCACAAUGUGGUAAACAACUUCCAGUCGGCGAGUGGCUCGCCAUUCGCCGACGUUGCUGUCAACCAAAAAUCUGUUCUCGCUGUCUCUGACAGCAACUCACCCUCCAUCAACGUCGACUCCAACACUUCCCAAUCGAGCACCCCCUUCGGCAAAACGACGAACAGCGAUGUCGGAGAACCAAGCGCUGGUAACGACGCAUACGCUGGGAGACUUGAGCCACAAAGUGCCCUCCAUGAUGUGGCGGUUCAGGGGCGCGCGAAUGAUGUCCACGACGACGCGAGCCAAGGCGAAGGAGUUGCAGAUGAUAGAAGCCUUGCAGAUGGAUCUAUCGAUGCAAGCGCCAAUUCUGACACCGACACGAGCCGGGCGGAUAUCCAGGAACGGAAGGACGCGAGUAGUCACAAUCGUACGAACUCAAUGAAAAAGCCGGCAACAUUCAGCAAGGUUUCUGUGACCAGAAACUUUCUUGCCAAGACGGCAACAGCGCCCACAGGAGUGACUUCCGUAAAGCCUGGCGAAAAAGUAAGUGUACUCUCCGUAGCUGCGCUCUCUGCAGCGAAGCCACGGUUAGUCGCGAAGUCAGGCACGGCGCUGCAAAACGCGCAGAGGCUUCGACCAGGCGCUGACGGCUCUGGCGGGCCCGAUGGAAGCAAAGUCUGGAACAAGAAUCAACCGACACGACCUCCCCCGCCGAAGCAAUUCACCGACGAAGAAUUGAAGCAGCAGUACGGCAUCCAUUUGGCAAAUCGCUUGCAGAGUGACGAAGGAGGCAACGAGUCUAAGUGGGCCGACAUAGACGAGGAUGAGGAUGAUUGGGCGCCUGAAGCUGUGACUUGGGUAGACGGCACGAAAUCGACGUUGAACAUACAAGAAUCCGCGCCCGCUGCUGCCCCGAAAACCUCGUCAGAUGGAGAAUCGACAAAGGAGGCACCUGGAAACGUUACAGCAGCGCCGCUCUCUCAGGCUCCACCGCAGCCCGCAGCUCCCCAGAAACUGCCAUCAUCGACGCCUCCGCCAGCAGCAGCAUCGUCUCGACCCCCACCGCAAACAGAAGCACCAGCAUCAGCCCGGCCAGCUUUGACUAGCAUGAAACGACCGGAACAGCACAUGAAGAUUUUGAGACCUGGCGCAGCUGCUAGUAUGGCCAAGCAAAACAACGCAACUAUAGGCAGUGCAUCGUCCGACAAACCAUCUCUGAAGGCGAAGAGUUCCGCGCCUCCAACGAAAUCGCCAUGGGCUCCCGUUCCGAAAGUAGAGUCGGUAUCCCCCAUAAACCCUCCUAUCCAACAAACGACAACUGUACGACCACUGGCGACACAAGAUGCUCGCGCUUACGAAUCUGCUACGGCCGCUCAGCCUGCCCGAGAAAUUGCAGCUGACACUUUCGAUCGAUCGUGGCGUGAAAACGAGAAAGGCAACAGGGAAUUGUACAAUUCAGCCAAUGGAAGGUACGAGCCCGUACCUGAAGGUCGACGUGGGAACGGUCGAUUGGAGCCUUCGGUACGCAAGCCUGCGCUGCUACAACGCUCAGCACCAGGAAAUGAGACACCUGAAUCGAAUCAAGCCCAAAUCGGAUCUCAACAGGAUGUUGGGCAAGGCAGAAGACGUGGUUCAAGCGUCAGUCAGACUAGCGCGCCGCAGAACAGACACAUCAUGGCAAAUAAGGUCCCUGAAGUCUUGGAGCAUUCUGCUGAGAGUGCAACAGACGUACCGCAGACUGCUGCUGUCGGCCCAAUCGCAGAUUCAAGUUCUGUCUGGGCCAAACAAAUGCCGCCACAAAACGUUGCGCCUGCUGAGCCUUCAAUUUCCGUAGAGGAUGCCUUGAAGAUGCAAGAGAGAGUAAUGCGUGAAAAGCGUGAACUCGCCAUCAAACGCCGAAAAGAAGAAGAAGAGCGAGAAGCGAACGCAAAGCAAGAGAGAUUGAGGGCCAAGCUCGCAGCACUUGAAGGGGCGGGCAAAUCCAAGAAGGACAGAGAAGCAGAAGCAGCCGCCGCCGCGUCUACCGCAACGAAGACGGUUGAGGACGCGGAUGCUCGACCCAACAAUGCAUCCAAGAUUGUCGCACCAACUCCACCAUCGGCGGCUGUAACAGAAUCCGCUCCAGCAGCGCCUCAAGCGGAUGCACGACCCUACGAGAGGAUUGCGACAAAGCAACCUUUGACGGACAGCAAAGCGCAGAAAGCAAACACUUCCGACAGACAGCUUUUGGACGAGAAUUCAACUAUCGCCCCUGAAGGCACCUCUGAAGCUGCAGCCCGCUCGCGCCUGUUGCCGGAGCCGCACAACCGAGACAUGUUCGCUUCAUCCGGUCCUGCAUUCACCAGCCCGCCAUCAUUCCAGCAAAACCCUAGUGAUCGCAAGGCCCAGACAGCGUUCGGACGUUCGCCCAAUCUUGCUUCGGAAUCGACCUUCUCGCCAUGGCCGAAAGCUCUUUCUAGCACAAGUGUUUGGGGCACUUCUGGUAUCGGCAAUGGAACCUUCGACAGCUCCAGCAAUUUCGCACCUCUCAUGGGGCCAAGCGCUGGUCUGCCACCUCCAACAGGCAUGAGUUUGCAACCAACUUCCAGAAUCUCGCCCAAAACGUUUCCAGGAGAAGAACGUUCGGCAAACAUGCAGCAGCAUCAGUCACCGGCACAGACGCAGGCACCGACGUCACACUCGUCAGAGUCGCGCAAAUUCGCAUCUGGCAUUGAUAGCCGAGGAGACAUGUUCGCAAAUCAGUCUCGCUUACACGUAGGGUCUCCUGCCCCUGGACUUGGUCGACCUGUUCAUCCCCCAGGACCAAUUGGCCCGCCGUCGCGAGCUCAUUUGCAGAAUGACCAAACUAAAUCUAACUCGAGUCUUGCUCAAUGGCAUAAUCUCGCGAACGAAAUGCCCAAUCAAUUUCGAGGACAUGCUGAAGACAACGCUGUCACCAACCCCAACGACGUUAGCAGCAAAUCGGAUGGACACAUCUUCCGAGAAACGUUCAAAAAGAUCGCGCCUGCCGGCGAUGGCAGACUUGGGAUGCCACGUAGAUUCGAGAGUACCGAAUAUACUGUCCAUGACAAGGAAGGCAUGUCGAGAGCCCCACUUGCCUCAUCAGGGAGACAUGCCACACCUCUGGCGCCAUGGGCAGCACCUGGAGCCAAUCCUAUUGCACUGGUUGAGGGACCCGAAGUAUCCGCUCAGAGGAAUGCAAUAAGCCAGCAGCCUCCAAUUGCGCCUCCGCCUUCGUCGAGCGCGCAAUCCGCAGUUCUCCCGCCUCAUCUGCGACCAAAGGCAAAGUUUCCUACCACCCCAAUUGAGUCGGUCAUCCGGCCGCACGGUCUUUCACCUCCUCCUCCCGAGACAGAGAGCCACCCAGUUAACACUGGAGACGUGCAUCAUCCUCAGGUCAGGCUGCCCCCUCCCCAAGCGAGAGUUCGACUGCCGCCGUCAUCGGCUCAAUUGAAAGCCCAUGCAUCGGCACAGUCGGCGCCGAACAUGACUACCGCUCGCCACCCCAACAAUUUUGGUCCUCCUGGUGCGAAUCGACCUCUUGUGCAGAAUGCCGAUUGGCAAUUGCGGUUCAACGGUCUCUUCGGCAGGGCGGCUGUCUCCACCGAGACACCUCCAUCACCGCCGAAGACACCGCCGAAGUCUAUAGACUCAGCACUUGCCGUCGCAGCCUCAAGCAGAAUGUUCAUGGAUGACCAUCACCACACGCUUUUCCAAGGUGCCACAGUGUCUCUCCCAUCACCAAAGCGAACUUUCACAGGAGCUGUCGUGUCCUUGAAUUCCAGAGGGCCAUUCACAAAGCCAAUAAGCGACUACCUCUUCGAUGAGGAACGGAGCUUCGGUUCACGCCCGGUUGUUGUGGUCCCACGCAACCCCAGGUACAAAUUCGCGCCACACGAGCCUGUAGUUCAGAAUCUUCCGACAAGCAAAGAUUCUCGCAUGUCUCGCGCCACUGCAUUUGAAGCACAAUCGAAAGAGAGCCUGCCGGCGUGGGUUUUCUACAAGAAUCCGCUAGGCUUUCAUUUAAAGAUCCCUGGCACGCGUCUCAAUAACAAACUCGUUAAGCAUACGAGAGUACAUGAUGACUCAGCAAAUGCACGCACGCGUCGGACUCAAGAUCGUCCUGGAUAUAACAAGCCAGAAAAGGGCAAGGGAACCAAGUCAAAUUCCAACGCGCCCGUAGCUGACGACGAAGCCCGAAAAUCAGGCAUCAGCGAGAAAGCCACAGUGCGCCCGUCCGCGGACAAUCCCACACCAUCCUCGGUGACUAGAAAGGCGCCAGUCUCAUUCGGAGCAGAGAAGAAGACCACCUGGACGAAGUCCGCCCGUGGUGGCCCGCGUCGCUCGUCAACCCGUCCUGCGGCAGUCUCGUCGAGUUAG
This is a messenger RNA of Dissoconium aciculare CBS 342.82, 4377 nucleotides long. RefSeq lists its product as uncharacterized. NCBI's taxonomy places the organism in Eukaryota, Fungi, Ascomycota, Dothideomycetes, Mycosphaerellales, Dissoconiaceae. The coding region runs from base 1 to 4377 and encodes 1458 amino acids. The transcript has 3 exons. The record is from RefSeq and is a predicted model, not a curated record.